Hydractinia symbiolongicarpus is the source of this 7872-nucleotide messenger RNA. RefSeq names its product nucleoprotein TPR-like. The record is from RefSeq and is a predicted model, not a curated record. Gene Ontology annotation, cellular component: nuclear pore. The transcript has 50 exons. Bases 655 to 7725 code for a protein of 2356 amino acids. NCBI's taxonomy places the organism in Eukaryota, Metazoa, Cnidaria, Hydrozoa, Anthoathecata, Hydractiniidae. Gene Ontology annotation, biological process: protein import into nucleus; mRNA export from nucleus. Gene Ontology annotation, molecular function: structural constituent of nuclear pore.
AACCGAAGGAGGGUGUUACGACAAUCAUAUUUUUCUAUGUAUGUUUUGCUUGUAUUAGCGAAUGUUAAAUUAACGAAUGUACGAUUUAAUGAAAGUUCAUGGAAAAAUAAUGUAUGGUCGGAACAAAAACAAAAAUAAUAAUAAUAAUAAAAAUAACAAGGGAGAAGGGUGUUACGACAACUGUUUUCUAUGUAUUUUCACAUAACACUUGCAGUUUAUAUUUUUUAGUUGCGAAGGAAUAAUAAUAAUUUGUCUCACUUAAAAAAUGUAACUAGUACUCAAGGUGAAAAGAUAAAAAUACUUGCAUGUUAAAAAACUUGUUUUCAAAAGUUUUGAAGCAAGUUUUUUUGUGUAGUUUUGAAAGCUGUACAGCAAGAAUUAUUCUUGUGCUGUUUUGAAAGUUAUACAGCAUAUACCUGCAUUGUUUUGAUAUACAGCAGAUUAUACUUAGGCUGUUUUGUUGUUUUUUUAGAAUAUUCCAAAAUGGCUUAUUAAUCAGCAAUUUCUUAUCCUCUAUAACAGAAAAAUAUCAUUUUUCUUGUCAGGUUCUUUAAUACUUAUGAUUCUUUUCACUAAUAGAAACUGGCAUAGUGCAUAGUUUAAUAAACAAAAGUCAACAAACAAACGCAAGUUAAGGCCUGAAGAACACUCAAUAUGGAGGAUGCUAUAAAAGUUUUAUCUACAAAAUUUGAUUUACAAUCAGAUGUUUUGCAGAAAAUUGGGUCUGAUUCAGAGAAUGCAAGUUCUUGGUUGAUGGUACUUGGUGCAUAUGUUCUUGAUAAUGACAAAAAACUUGAGGAACAAGCUACUAAUGAAGUAUUGUUGCGAAAACAACGUCUUAACGCAGAGCAUCAACUUAGUCAGCUGGAAAAGCAACUCAUUUCUGCGAAUUCAAAAUUAAAUAAGUAUGAAAAAAGCCUUCUCACCACCAGAACAAAGUUGGAGCGUCUUGAGGAAUCUCAAGAGGAAACUGAGAAGAAGUAUGAAGAAACGUUAAACAAUAAACAGAAGAUUGAAAGACACAAUGAGCAACUGAAGCAGAAAUCUAUCCUGUUGGAACAAGAGAAAUGUGAACUUGCAGAGGUUAUGGAAAAGAAAAACAAAGAAAUUGAUCGACUAAAUGAGGAGUGGAACGAAAUGUCAACAAAACUUGCAGAUGCUAAUACAGUUCGUUACCAGUUGCAGUACAAGCUUGAUGAAAUCAAAAACUCUGAUGUUCGUAAGGAAUUUAAGGAGAAGAGGCUCGAACAGGAGAAAAGCAUGCUUCUCCAACAAAUAGAGCAAAUGACUUCGGACUUAAAAACAAAAUCAGCUCAAGUAGUUGACUUGAAUAAGGACAAGAGUGCAAAAUUACUUGGUUUGGAAUCAAAAUGUGAGACCUUGCAGCAGGAAAAUGCUCAGUUUAAGGCUGGUUUAGAAGCAUCCAAGAAAACAUGCUUAGAGCAGGAGAGGAAAAUUGAAAUGCUUUUAGCUAAAUUAAAGAGGAUAGCAGAAGAACAUAUUGAAGUUGAGAGCAACAUGCAACAGGAAUUGACUGCUCAAAAUAAGCUUGUACAGCUGUAUAAGGAAGAUCGAGACCAUGUGAAAGCAAAGCUUGAUGAGGUUACAACAGCAAUUUCUGAAUUACAAGCACUGCUGAAGCAAUCUACUGAAGAUAAAUCUGCUGUUGAAGUCCAGCUUGCAUCUGAACAUGAAAGUUUGACAUCAAAGAUUCAAGAAUUAGAACAAAAAAUCAAGAAUCAAUCUCUGGAAAUCGAAAAUGCAAAUGAUUUGUUGCAAAUUUCAAAGAGGAAAGGUGAUACAAUCAUGUCUAAAGAUCUCUCAUUCCUUUCUCCUGUGGCAGCCGCUAGCAGUAAAAUUCUAAAAAAAGGGAUGACACUUACACAGAUUUAUUCAGAGUAUGUAAAAGUUACAGAUGAACUUCUGAAUGAAAAGGAUGAGAAUGCUCGCCUAAAAUUAUAUAUGGAACAAAUUCUUCAGGAAGUAGAAGAAAAGGCUCCACUUUUAUUGCAACAGAAAGAAGAUUAUGAGCAUGCCAGACAAACAAUUGAUAAUAUGUCAGCGAAAAUGGAACAGAACAUAAGGGAAUGUAAUCGUUUGCAAAAUGAACAUGAUGAAUAUGAAAGAAAAGUUGGCUAUCAUAAAAGAGAGGAAAAAAGAUUGAAAACUCUCUGUGUUGAUCUCAGUCAGCAGGUUCGGGUUCUUCUUAAAGAAGUUGAAGAAGCACGUGGUGGAGCUGUCAGUUCACCAGCCAUGUUACUUGUAUCCCCCAAUGAUGAUCUUAAUGUGUCAAGUUCUGGACAAGUCAUUAGCGAGCACUUGGUCACUUUUAAGAGUAUAGAAGAAUUACAAGCACAGAAUGAACGCCUUCUUUUAACAGUGAGAGAAUUAAGUGAAGAACAAGAGAAACUAGAACAAGAGGGUGGACCUGAAAUAAUUCAUGAGUUAAAAAAAAAGAUUGAACAUGCUAAUUUUGAUCUGGACACCCUAAAAGACAAUCAAAGAGUGCAAGAUGAAAUGCUUGAGAAGCUUUCAAGACAAAGAGAUAUGUACAAAGUUCUUUGUCAAAAAGGUGGAGUUAUGGUGGGUGAUGUAUCGUCAACCUCUGCCUUAGGCUCACAGACUAUCCUUGAAACUGAGGCAGAGUUAACAACAACGAAAGCAGAACUUGAUAAUACAAUCAGCGAGCACAUGAAGCUAAAAGAAGUUGUGUCUAAGAAGGAAAAAUCUUUAAAUAAUACAAUCAACAGCCAAGAAGAACAGCUUUCCUCAAUUCGACUGGAACGUGACAAACUGAAAAAUCAGCUUGAGUUUACUGAAGAAAAGCAUUCCAUCUUAAAGACAACUGCAGAUGGGUACAAAAGAGAAGUUAAAGCUUUGGAAGCUAAAUGUAGCAGUAUCACAGAAGCAUUAAACACAAUUCGUGUUGAAGCUGCAAAAUACAAACAGGAAUAUAGCGAAGCCAAAGAAAAACUAAUUGCAGCUGAAGUUAAUGCAAAAUCCAUGAAAACAGAAAAAAAUCUAGUUAAAGAAGCUGAAAAACGCCUAAUGCAAGAAAAUCAAUCCUUACUUGAUCAGCAGAGAAGCCAAAAUGUACUUUUGACAAAUUUGCAGACAAUACAGAAUAACCUGGAGAGACGAGAAUUUGAGACUCGUUCUGCUUUGGGUAAGCAGGUUGACUCUCUUCAGCGUGAAGUCCGUGCCUUGCGAAGACAGAGUGAUAACGAAACCAGUAUACUAAAAUCAACAAAUACAAGUCUUGAGAAAGAAAUCAAAGAAUUAAAAAUAAAACUUGGCAUUGAAAUGGAGAAAAACAAAAUAUUUGUCACUGAUUCCGAAUCUUCAAAGCACCUUGUUGAGCAACUGGAGGCAAAGUGCAAAGAGCUAGAAUCGAUUUCUACAGCAAGCGAAAGAAGACUAACAGAAGUAUUAAAACGAGAGGCUAGUGGUUCAGGAAAGGAUGAUAAUCUUUAUGAAGUUGAAUGGUACAAAACAAAGGUCCGGGAAUUAGAACUUAUCAUCUCAAAUGCAGCUACAGAGAAAAAAGCUCUUGAGGAUCAACUGGAAGUUGCUAAGAAGCACUCUCAACAGUAUGAAGAGAUUGCGAACUCGAAUGAACAAGCCAUCAAUAUUGUUAAUGAGAAAUUGGAUGCUCAAGUUAAAGAAUUUGAGAAGAAACUGAGUGAAUCAAAUGAAACUGUAAAAAGCUUAAACUCAAGAAUUGCUAGUGUGGUAGCAGAAAAAGUUCAAAUGAGAAAGAGUUCUGAACAAAUGGAGAAAAAAUACCAAUUAAUCGUCUCUGAAUUGCGCACACAAUCUGCACCGCUGGAACGACGUUUCCAAGAGGUGACACGUGCACUUGUUCACGCUAAAGAAAUGGAAACAGCUGCUGUGAAAGAAUCGCAUGUUCAAGCUGAAUUAGCAAAAGAAACUCAGGAGAAGUAUGAGCGAGAAUUACUGUUACAUGCAAAAGACGUCGAACAACUAACAAUUUUGAAACAAGAGUUGCAUACAAGUAAUAGUCGGUAUGGUGGAAUGGAGGAACAGUUUACUGAGAUGAAACGAACUUUGAAGAAUAACGAGGAAUUGAUGACUCAGAUGAAGGGCCAUCAUAAUAAGGAGUUGCGUAAAGGUGAAUCCACGAGAAAAGACUUAAUUGAUCAAAAUGCUAUUCUGCAUGGCCAAGUUGAGAAGCUCAGUGCUCAAUUAGCAUCAGCAAAAUCGCAAGAAAGAGGCAAUGAAGGCCAAGAAACUUCAUCAGACAAAUCAGUUGAAGAAGUCUAUGAACUACUUCGGUUUGUUCGUCGUGAAAAAGAAAUUGCUGAGACUAAGGCUGAGGCCAGUGAAACAGAGAGCAUGCGUUAUCGGCAACGUGCGGAGCAUCUUCAGCGGGAUCUUGAUGAAAAUAAGGCAGCCUUGGAAUUGGAGCUUGAAAGAACAAAAGGAAGAAUGCUAACAGAGGAGGAACAUAAUGAUAUUAUGGAAAAAGUAAAAAAAGGGAAGGAGUAUGAAGUUCUCAACAAAGAUUUAGAACAACAGAAAGCAGAACAAGUCACAAAAGCCAAAACAUUGUUGGAAAAGGUUACUAGCAUGACAGCAGAUAUGAAAUCUCUCCAAGAAAGCAAAAAGGCAUUAGAAAGUGAAAAAAGUUCAUGGUUGGCUGAGAAAACUGCUUUAAAAGCAGAGAUUGAUCGGUGGACCAACCGCACAAAUCAGUUAAUGGCGCAAAACACCAAAUCCGAAGCAGAGGAACUAAAAAAGCUUCAGAUUGUAAAGAAUCAAAAUGAAAAAACAAUAAUUGCAUUGCAAGAUGACAUGAAGAGAACAAAACAACAGCUAGAUGUAUUGAAACGCGAAUCGUUAAAACUAAGAAGUGAAAAAACAGAAAGCCAGAACAAGAUUGCAUCUUUGCAGACUGAGUUAAAUGCUGCAAAGUCUCCUAAACCUACUACAACAACUAAUGGGGCUGAACCUACAGAACUUACAACAUUAAAAAAGGAGCUUGAAGAUAUUAAGAAAAAUAUGCAGAAGAAAACAUCAGAAUCCCAACAGUUACGGAAAGUGGCCAAAAAAUACAAAACACAAUCUGACAAGUUGCAAAAGCUUCUUACGGAACACCAAAUUAAUUUUACUACUAUAUUUACCGCUACAACUUCAGCAAUCGAUCCUAGUGCGCAAUCAACGACACCAGCAGGUAUGGAGACAGAUGAGAAGAAGAAAUUAGAAAGCUCUUUAGCUGAAAAUAUUAAGAUGAUUGAAGACUUGACAAAACAAUUGGCUGAUCUGCAAGCAAAAUAUGAUGCCGACCUCAAGUCAUACACAGAGAAAGAAUCAAGAUUUAAACAAGAAACAUUAUCUCGCAGUACAGAAGCAGAGAAAAAAUUGCUUGGAGUUAAUAAAGAAAUAGAAGAUUUAAGAUCUGAGCUUAGUAUGGAAAAGGAAAACAAAGAGGAAAAAAACAAGCUGCUAAAAACAGCAAAAUAUAAAAUAACAUCCCUAACAAGAAUUAAAGAGGCAAAAGCACGAGAAGCAGACACUUACAAGAAACAAGUUGAUGAACUUAAAAAACAAAAGGAAACAUUGACAGAACAAACAACCUUGCUUAAUUCACUAAAAGAAGAAUUUGAACUAAAAAUCGAUGCUCUUGAGAGUCAAGUCGAAGAGUUGGUGAACGAAAAGGAAAUUUUAACUGAAAGAGUGAAAGAGUUGCAAAAUCGUAUUGAUGUACAGGAAAAGAAGGAAAAUUCAAAAUUCAAAAAUGUUGCUACUCAACAAAAAACUUCGAGAGUCCAAUCCCUUUCACAAAAUCCAUCAAAAUCAGCUGAAGUACCAUCAUCUAUAGAAUCAUCUGCUCCACUUACCGCCACUGUACGGCCUACAGCCACACCAAACCAACCUGUGUCAAAAUUUCACCCACAAACCAUCACACCUACAGCGAGCAUCCGCCCACUUGCUCAUGCUGCUCCAACAGCCAUGAUCAGUCCUACACCAGUCACUCAAAGUGUGCAAGCACCCACACCUGUUCCAUCAGUGUCUGCUCUACCGAUUACUGCUCUACCUAUUACUGCUCCUGUCUCCCCCCAAGUGGCAGAGAUACAGGGCCGCGCUGCAUCAUCAAGCAGCCGUCUUGCAGCUGACCGUUCUUUCAAGGCACCUGUGGCCCGAGUUACUGUACAGGUACAAGAAAGAGAUGUGGAUGUAACAGAUAUCGUGCCAAACAUUGAUGAAGAACCAGCUUUGGAGGCUGCUUCAUCGACAUCAGAUGAUGCCUCAAGAGUACCGAGUAGUAAACGGUGUCAUGCUGACCUGGAAAUGGACCGAGCAGACAGUGAUGUUGUCUCACUUGGAGAAGACGAAGGCGAAGAGCCUGGGGUGAAAAGGCAACGAAUUGAACCUAAUGAAGACCAACAGCUGGAAACAGGUGGGGAUCCGCAGGAAGGCCUAGAAGAAGACGAACUACUUGCAGAAGUGGCAGAAGAUGGUGAUGAUGAUGCUAUGGAAGGACCAACUGAUGCAGUUCCUUUACAGAGUGGUAUUGGUUCAUCCAGGGAAAAUCAGCUUCAAGUUGAAAGAUCUCUACAACGAUCCCCUCAAGAGUUGCUUCGGCAAAGGUCUCAUCCUAGAGUACGUGCGCAACUUCCAUCAUUCUCACUCAUGCCGCAGGGUCAAGGCCAUACUGGAUAUUAUGAAGAUACUGAUGACUCAACGGUGCCCAGCACUCCAACGUUGUAUAUGCCAAAAAGAACAGAUGGGUUUGCAGAAGCUGUAAGUUCUCCUCUUGUGCGCCUACCCACGUUUUCCUUCUCAACCCAUGAGCAACCUCCAUCUUCCAGCAAUACACCAGCCCUUGAUCAAACAGGUGUUCAUCUUGAUGAAACCAGAGUAGAUUUAAUGGGUGCAGAAGAUCAAGUCCCUCAAACACCAUUAAGCAUUGUACCUUCAAAUCAGUUGGUAGAUCAAUCGCAACCUCCAUUAUCACAAGAAGAAAGUGAAGAUCAGUCGCAAGAAACAGCUAUUUCUGAGGAUAAUGGUCAAGAACAGAACGUUCCACAGCAGAUUGAUCUCACUGAAGAAGACGAUGACGAAGAUGAUGAUAAUCAGGAGAUUGAAGAAGAAAAUGUAGAGGAAAAAAAAAUUGAUGGAGUCAAGGAAGAUCAUGAUGAAAGUGAAGGGAACGAAAGUGAGGAAGGAAAUGAAGGAGGAUCAGAGCAAGAUAUUGAAGAGGAGGAGGAAGAAGACUUUGAGGAAGCUGAGGUAGUUGACAGUAACUCUGAAGACGAACCUGAGUCUUCUGAAUCGCAUCUACCUAUUAUAGUGGAGCGAAGUGGUGAUGUCAAAGGUAACCCUGAUGAUAUUGUAAAGAUAAACAAGGUAGAAAUUAAAGAAGGUGCAGAACUUGAUGCAGCACAAGGUAAAGAACUGGAUGCAGCACACAGUGUACCAGGUGAGAGGCUCAGUCAUGAUACGGAGGCUGAAGGUGAAAAGGAGCCAGUAGUGGUAAUAAGCGCAGGCGACGAUGUCACAGGGACUGCUGCCAAUCAACCCUCGUCUUCGUCUGUCAUUGAACAAAAGCGAAAUUCGAUAGAAGGGGAAACACAAGAGCAAGCUAAAGUCGAAGAUAAACCUAAGCCAGUUCGUCUGCAACGAGCGGCAGGUACUCGCCCAAGAUUACGCAGAACUGCUCCACCAGGCAAAGGAUUGAAGCAAGAUGGCAGUGAGAAAUAAAGCAGAACGUGGGCAUGUUUAAUGGUUAAUUCACAAACCUCUGGUUGCUUUACAUGAUUUGUAUGGAGAGUGAAAUUAUUUUAAAACCGCGGGAGAUUGUUUACAAUUCUGAAGCUUUUUUAUGUACGAAUAAAACUUUUAUCUCAG